Messenger RNA from Eruca vesicaria subsp. sativa (arugula), 951 nucleotides. Lineage: Eukaryota; Viridiplantae; Streptophyta; Magnoliopsida; Brassicales; Brassicaceae. The record is from the annotation of a GenBank genome assembly.
CUUUAAUAACCGCUUUGUAAAUCUUCGAUCUGGCUUUCUGUCUUUUCUUCAGAUAAACAUAAACUUUUCUCUUGAUUGAUUCCUCCCCUUUUUCAUGCUCCUUAACUCCAUCACCUCUCUUUGAGCACGAUAUGUUAUUGAAUUCACUUUACUCCUCUGCAAGGCGGUCUCUCUACUCAUAUAAAAGUCAGGCCGAUGUUCUUCAGUCAUGGAGGUGAGAUUGAUCGGAUUCUGGGAAGCUGAUGGGCUUGGAUAUGCUCUUACUGGGUUCAAAGCUAUCGUGUGGAGAUGGUCGUUGCUGAUGAUACUGCUGAGAGUAUAUUUGACUAUUUUGAAGUGGUAAUGGCGAAAUUGCAUAAUGAGAGCAUAUGAAGCUGGUCAUCUAUUGAUUGGAGAGGGUGUGAACCCGGAGGAUGCACAGAUCUCCCAUUUUAUUACAGACAUGGAAGGUAAGACCUACACAUUCCAGGUCUGGGUUAGCACCUACAGCUUCACAGCGAAUCAUCAGGCUUUCACCAUCUCACACAUCCUUAAUGAACGUGACCGUAUGUCACUCCCAGCAUAUGUUGACAACGUAAGUACUAUGUAUAUUCUAUCUUUGACUUACAGCGCCGCGACCAUGAUAAAGGAGAUGAUAUGCCUGGUGCCAACUUAGUACCAAAUACAGGAGCAGGUCCAAGUGGUGUCAACACAAGUAAUUCUCCAGCACAAAAAUGUUCUAAGAUGGUCAAGAAAGCACUGCAUAAUAAGAGAUCUUGCAUCACUAUUUCCUCUUUGAAGAAUGCAUACGCAUUAGUUUUUUUUUUCUUUUGUUUUUUGAACAAAUUCAUUUAUGCUUCUUUCCUAUUUUGGGUAAUUUAGAUUUAAAAUAGAUUAACAGAUAUUAAAUAUAUAAUGCUAAAAGAACACAUGUUUGAGUGUGAAACACAUUUCUCCAUUCUAUUGGUCUUA